This is a messenger RNA of Fibroporia radiculosa, 90 nucleotides long. RefSeq lists its product as uncharacterized. Bases 1 to 90 code for a protein of 29 amino acids. The record is from RefSeq and is a predicted model, not a curated record. Lineage: Eukaryota; Fungi; Basidiomycota; Agaricomycetes; Polyporales; Fibroporiaceae. The transcript has 2 exons.
AUGCCUGCUCGUGCCGUCUUGCGGGCCUGGUGCCGACGACAAGAAGGAGACUUGGACCUCGGGAUGCGCGCAGCCAGUGAGGAAUACUGA